This is a messenger RNA of Acipenser ruthenus (sterlet), 3397 nucleotides long. RefSeq names its product transcription factor Dp-2-like. Gene Ontology annotation, cellular component: transcription regulator complex; nucleus. Gene Ontology annotation, biological process: regulation of transcription by RNA polymerase II; regulation of cell cycle. Bases 65 to 1441 code for a protein of 458 amino acids. The transcript has 12 exons. The record is from RefSeq and is a predicted model, not a curated record. Gene Ontology annotation, molecular function: RNA polymerase II transcription regulatory region sequence-specific DNA binding; DNA-binding transcription factor activity, RNA polymerase II-specific. NCBI's taxonomy places the organism in Eukaryota, Metazoa, Chordata, Actinopteri, Acipenseriformes, Acipenseridae.
GAAAUAUCAAGCUUGUGAGACUUCAAUGUUAUGGUGCCAAAAGAUUGUUCUGUAGCUGCAUAAUAUGGCACUCAAUAAGAUGGCAAAGACUGUUGGAAGAGCAAACAUCAAUGGAGACUUGAAAGCAUUUCUAGACCAGAACCAAACCCUUGCCAGAAGCAAUAUUUCAGUGGUUGCAGUCCCAAUUUCUUCUAAUUUGUACCCCUCAGAAAAGAUUACUUUAGCACCAAUAAACGUGAAUGUUGGACCCCAGAUGAUUAUAAGCACACCUCAGCGAGUACAGAACUCGGGCAACAUUCUCAUUGGGAGUCCAUACACUCCCAAUUCAGCAAUGGUUACCCAGAGUCACAUAACAGAAGCAUCAGGGUGGGUUCCUGGGGUCAGAAAGCGAACUCAUGAAUUUAUAGAAUCUGAUUUUUCAGACAGUAAAAGAAUGAAAAAGGUGGGCGAAAAGAAUGGGAAAGGACUGAGACAUUUUUCAAUGAAGGUGUGUGAAAAGGUGCAGAAAAAAGGAACCACCACAUACAAUGAAGUGGCAGACGAACUUGUCGCUGAGUUCACCAACUCAAGCAGCCUCCUGGCUGCUGAUUCUCAGGUUUAUGAUCAGAAGAACAUUAGGCGCAGAGUUUAUGAUGCUUUGAAUGUACUCAUGGCUAUGAACAUUAUCUCAAAGGAGAAAAAAGAAAUAAAAUGGAUUGGGCUUCCUACAAAUUCUGCUCAGGAAUGUCAGAAUUUAGAGUUGGAAAAACAGAAAAGGAUGGAGAGAAUUAAACAGAAGCGGUCCCAGCUACAAGAACUGAUAUUACAGCAAAUAGCUUUUAAGAACUUGGUGCAACGAAACCAGCGGUCUGAGGAGCAGAACCAGAGUCCUCCGCCACAAAACUCUGUGAUCCAGCUGCCUUUUAUCCUUCUCAACACCAGCGUGCGCACUGUCAUUGAUUGCAGCAUCUCUAGUGACAAAUGUGAAUACCUCUUUAAUUUUGACAACACAUUUGAGAUUCAUGAUGAUAUCGAGGUGCUUAAACGGAUGGGAAUGUCCUUUGGCUUGGAGUCUGGAAAAUGUUCCUCAGAGAACCUAAAAAUUGCUAAAUCCUUGGUGCCAAAGUCUUUGGAAAGCUAUGUCACAGAGAGGUAUUUUAUUUCAGUCGGCAUGACUGCUGGACCAUCCUGGUUAAAUCAAGACCAGUUUACUGGUAAUUCAGAACCGACACUGACAGCCUUGGUCACCGGAAGCACAUCCUCCACAGCUCUUAUAAGCUCAAACCCAGAACUUUGUGCCGACACUGAAGUAGCCUUAACAACCAGACAAUUCCUGACCCACAGCAGCCGUCAGUCCAGUAGCACAACGACGUCCCAUUACUCAGAGUCACGAGGAGAGACACCAUGCUCCUUCAACGAUGACGACGAGGAUGAAGAUGAAGACUCUUCGUCUCCAGAAUAAGUAGAGAAGGUGACCGCGAAGAAGAAAUAAAGCUGCUUUUCUGGUUUAUUUUUAAGCCGUUUGUCACCAUUCCUUUUGUCUUCUUUUGAAAGCUGUGUUCACAGUAUAGCUGAAAGACUGCGGUUUGAUAGUAAAAGUAUUAAAGUGCAGUAUUUAGAAGGUAAGGACAUUAUCGGGGCAAGGAAAAACAAACUGCUCCUGUAGUUAAAGGACAGGGGUGGGUAGGCAAAAGGGGACAAACCUAAAUAUAUCUUUUAAAGGCUUAAAUCUGGUAUUCGCAUGUCGUAUACUUCUCAUAAUUCCCCAUACAUUCAAAAUGAGACAGAUUGUGCAGUCUUCUGUUUAGUUUGUAGUUGUAUAAAUAUUUUUUUAAGAAACACUUGCCUGACUAUCUUUUGACCUCUUAAUUCUGACCUAGAAUCUUUUUAUGUUUUAUUUUUGUACUGAUUUAAAUGCUGCUUUAGUGUUUUGAUUAUUGUGUCCUUCCUUAAAUGUUAUAUAUUAUCUAAAAAAAAAAAAAAAAAAAAACUUAACCAAGAAGCUAAGUAAAACCAAUAUAGAAUGAGGGGGGAAAUCACUCAAGAUCAAGAAUCCCAAACCAGAGGCUUCAAACUUCCUUUUAAAAAGAAAGUCAACCAUUUGAAGAAAAAAAAAAGGAUUUUAUUAAUAUUAUAAUGAAUAUAAUAUUUACAGUAUUUCUUUUGUUAUGAGUUGUGAAGUCUUAUAUUUUAUUUGUGUGUGUCAGAUUAAUGUUUGAGCUAACUAGUCUGUAGUGUGUGAAAAUAACCGUAUAGUUAUGCAGCUAUGAGUGAAACGACUUAAAAUACAAAGGUGAAGCUUAAUCUGGAGGGGGUUUUGAAGUGCUGAUCCAGCUUGUGUUGGGUUCUCUCCUCCCUUCUCCCUCUUGUUCUUUUAUGCUGACUCCAGACCUUCCUGUACCCCAUUGCCUUUUCUUUUAACUAUUGAGCUGGCAACCAACACCCCCCCACCCCGCUUUGGUAUUUGGUAUUUCCUGGUGGCUGCUGUAAAAUACAUCUUAUACUACCCCCCCUUUUUUCUUUUCUUUUUCUUUUGUUCCCUGUUAACUGUUUAAGAUCAGUGCACUUUUCUCAGAAGCAAUGCACAGAUUGUUUGUUUUUCAGAAUUCAAGUAUGUCUCUGUACCUGCUGCAACAAAUGUAAACGUAUAAUAUCAUGUUUUUUCCUUCUAAAAUGUGAUGUUGUUUUUGUAUUUAGCACAUUUAUACGCAGUAAUAUGUAGACCUCUUUAUAUAUAUAUAUAUAUAUAUAUAUAUAUAUAUAUAUAUAUAUAUUUAUAUAUAUAUAUACACAUAUAGAACAAUAAUAAGUUCUCUCCAGUAAUAUGGCACAGAAGUUUAUUUUUUGAAACCUUUUUGGAUUGUUAUAUAUUUAAUGUAUUUUGUUUCCCGUGAAAUGUUAUUAGGUAUUCAAAACAAUGUGUCAUGUCAUAUUUAAGGCAGUGAUCCCAUGGGAAUCCAUUCAGUGGUAGUUGUGUGACAAUGCAUUAUGGGACUUUGAAGUAAGCUAAGUAGCUAGUUUCUACCGAUAUUGUUGCCAACCAAUGGACUGCUUCUUGCUAAUAGAGCUGGGGUGCCCAAUUCUGGUCCUGGAUAUUCCCAUCCAGGUUUAAUAUAUACAGUUAAACAAGUACAUACUUUAGGGCUUGGAUGGAGUUUUAAUUGGUCCAGUUUACAUGAUAAAAAAUGAUGAUUGGAACAGAGAGCUGCACAGGAAGGUUUCCCACCCCUGAUGGGUAAAAGAGGGGUUAAUUCCAAAAAAGACAAAUACAGCAAAUUAUUUUAAUAUACUAUGCAGAAUGGUGGCACUAGUAGGAAAAACAAUCUUCAUUGUCUUAAUUUGUAAAUAGUGGCCAGUUUUUUUUUUUCUCUCACUAUUUUUAUACCAUGUUAAUAAAAACUGAACUGCAUUUAAUUCA